Dendronephthya gigantea is the source of this 1141-nucleotide messenger RNA. Its product is annotated as protein pitchfork-like. Gene Ontology annotation, molecular function: cytoskeletal protein binding. The coding region runs from base 99 to 860 and encodes 253 amino acids. The transcript has 10 exons. The record is from RefSeq and is a predicted model, not a curated record. Gene Ontology annotation, cellular component: ciliary basal body. Gene Ontology annotation, biological process: regulation of cell projection organization. Lineage: Eukaryota; Metazoa; Cnidaria; Anthozoa; Malacalcyonacea; Nephtheidae.
AUUUAUACAUAAAGAAGAAAAUUAUAAUGUAAAAUUAUUAAAACUAAACUGUUGGUUUUUGCCGUGAAGUAAGAUUUUGUCGGGAGUUCGUGUGAGCAAUGACCCGUGCUGACGAAGGAAAAUCAUCUAUAGCAUUUGGCACGACGCUAGAUCGUGAGCUUCUACCACUAAAAGUUCCACCAACAAGAUUUGGUAAUCAGCUGCAAAUACCCAGAGCACCGAACCUCGGACCAGGUCGUUACAACAAUGAUGAGGUUAGCACCUUAACAUAUGAAUUAGAACACCGUCCGGGAUGCAAGAAAGGCUAUUCACUUGGUGCAAGGACAGCCGAAAGAUUUCAGAAACCAUUACAUCUUGACACACCAGGGCCUCAAACCCAUCAAGAAAUCAACGGCAAACCACGAGAAUUUAAACCCGCUUUUCGGCCAUUCCAAACAGGCGCUUCACGGCUUCCACCAGUUAGCGCAAAUUCACGGGAACAUGUUUUGCCAGGACCUGGCACAUACGAACACAAAGUGUCUCGAAACAGAAAAGUGAAAUAUCUUGGGUCGUUCGGAGGACCCCAGACCUUGGUGACGUCAAUACGAAUGAAAUGUACUGGAAAUGGGGAGAAAGAUAAGUUUAAACCGAAAGGCGAUUACUACGAAUACAAAAAUAAAGCUUUAUGUCGACCUUGCUACGAUAAAAACGCGAUCGCAGAAUCUAAAUUUAGCAAAAGUGUUUUAAGUAAUUUCACCAAAGUUCGCGAUUGCAGUAGUAUUCAUAACCACGAAGGAACAAAUGCAAAACUUCGAUUAAUGACGGAAAAAGACCUCAAAAAACUUCGCAAUAAAGAAGCAUAUUUCAGCUUGUAUUUUUGAGAUAAUAUUCUAAUAUUAUCAAUAACCAUGUGUACAAUACACGAUGAUAUUUAUGACAACAUGAAGUUUAUCCUAAUGAUCUAUAUCAAUAGACAAUGACAAUAGCAUGGAAUAGUAAUACUGCCAUUUUGUAUACAAUUAUUAGCGAUACAUUCGCAAUGAAUAAGGAAACGACGAUUAAUUUCAGAUGGUAGACGGUUUUCUAGUUGCAAAAAGUAUGCAUUUCUACAUUGCCAUUGGGAUGAAGCAAUGGACAAAUUUGAUACGACUUAAGACCUACC